Messenger RNA from Orussus abietinus, 4820 nucleotides. RefSeq names its product TBC1 domain family member 9 (gene Tbc1d8-9). The transcript is spliced from 19 exons. The coding region runs from base 170 to 3553 and encodes 1127 amino acids. Gene Ontology annotation, molecular function: calcium ion binding. Lineage: Eukaryota; Metazoa; Arthropoda; Insecta; Hymenoptera; Orussidae. The record is from RefSeq and is a predicted model, not a curated record.
AGGCUAAGGAAGCUUGAUUUCCAAGGUGGUCGAAGGCGGUGUCGUCUGGUAUAGUCUCGGUUGUCCCUGCAGAGGUUCUCGAGGUGGAAGUUUCGAAGGUGGAAGCGGUAUCUAGGAGGGUCGGCCCGUCGGUGCCAUAUGUGUCGGUGCCGUUUCAACGUCGCUCGCCAUGUGGGUGAAGCCACAGGAGGUCUUGCUGGCCAAUGCUCUCUGGGUGACCGAGCAGGCAACGGUAUACUUCGUCCUUCAGCGACGCAAGGGCCAUGGCAAGGCAAAGGGACUCACUUCGAUACUCGUAGGGACUUUGGACAGUGUCUUCGACACGAAGCCACCACCCUUUAGGAUACUUCACCAGACACCUUCAUCGGAGGUCUACUGGGUGGUGGCCUGCUCUCUGACAUACAAGGAGAUUCUGCAGGACUGGAAAUGGCUGCACGCCAAUUUAAUGGACACCCUGAAGUCCUUCGACACAGAGGAGGAAAUCACAGAGUUCGUGUGUUGCAAGAUCCAGUCCAUCAUAGCCAACAACGUUCCGGACUGUCAAAUCGAGGAGGAGAACACGCAGUCCUUCAAAGCGGUGUCCUUCAAGUUCCACCAACUGUUUAAUGUGCCGAAGGACGAUAAGCUGGUUAAUUAUUAUUCCUGCAGUUACUGGAAGUCAAAAUUCCCUCGGCAAGGCUGGCUCUACUUGUCCGUCAACUACAUGAGCUUCUAUGCAUACAUCCUGUCUAAGGAGACCAAAUUGAGCAUAAGGUGGGCAGACAUCGUUGAGCUGGAUAAAACCAACUCCAUUCUAUUUCCUGACAGCAUUCGAGUUGUAACGAGGGAUGGCAAAGAGCACUAUUUUUCGAUGUUUCUACACAAAUCGGAGACUUUCUCGUUGAUGAGCCAAUUAACCAACAUCGCCAUGAAGAGACUUAUCGACGAGAAGAGUGGGUUCAACGAGGACCGAGACUUGUUGAAUAAAUUAAGCAAAAACGUGCCUAAGAAACCAUCGUUCCUGAAGAGGGAUCUGGACGCACGAGCUCAUUCCGAGGUCUAUCGAUUGCAGUUCAGGUUGCCGGCAUGUGAGAAAUUGGAUGGCAGCAUCGAUGCCACCCUCUGGACGCCGUAUGACAAGAGGAACGUCUGGGGGAAGAUAUUCCUUUCACAGAAUUAUAUGUGCUUUGAGAGCAGGGUUAAGCAGCUGGUUGGUUUGGUCAUUCCGCUGAGAGAAGUCAGUAUGGUCGAGAGAGGUGAAAACAAAUUCUCCAAUACUGCUGUCGACAAGUCUAUCCUGGUGACGGCUGCGAGGAGCUCGUUCCUCUUCGCUCAGAUACACGACAGGGACUUCGUCGUGCAGAAGAUCUCCGAACUCUUGUCCAUGGUCCAGGCAAAGACAAUAUCGAUCCCAGAACACAUCAGUGACUGCGAAGAAGCCACGCCUUCUGGUAGCUGGACUCCGCAGCCUCCAUUGAUGACACUUUUCAAGGCACCGCUGAGUCCAGAGGCAUCGGCUCAACAGGCAGCGAAGGAGAAACAGUGGGAACUACACUUCGCUGAGUAUGGACGUGGGGUCACCAUCUACAGAACUACGGAGACGGCGAAGCUGGUCAUUCAGGGUAUACCUCAGACUCUGCGGGGAGAAGUCUGGCUAACCUUUUCAGGUGCUCUCAACGAAAUGGCCAUGAAUCCAGGCCUAUACAGAUCUCUAGUGGAGCAGUCUCUUGGCAAGCCGUGCCAAGCUAACGAGGAGAUAGAAAGGGACUUGCAUCGAUCCCUUCCGGAACAUCCUGCUUUUCAGUCUGACACCGGUAUCAGUGCCCUUCGGAGGGUUCUCUCAGCCUAUGCGUGGAGGAACCCCCAAAUUGGGUACUGUCAGGCGAUGAAUAUUGUCACUUCGGUUCUUCUGAUCUACUGCUCGGAAGAGGCUGCGUUCUGGCAGUUGUGCAAUGUCUGCGAAUCUCUACUACCAGAUUAUUACGACCGGAGAGUAGUUGGUGCCUUGGUCGACCAAGGUCUUCUCGAAGAAUUGGUUGCCGAACACUUACCUGCCCUGCACGUUAGAUUACAUGAAUUAGGUCUUAUUAGCGUAAUCUCUCUGUCUUGGUUCCUGACCAUUUUUCUGAGCGUCAUGCCGACGAGCAGCGCCGUGAACAUCAUGGACUGCUUCUUCUACGACGGUGCAAAGGUCAUAUUUCAGAUUGCACUGAUGAUCUUGGAAUGGAACCAGGAGAAAUUGUUAAAUUGUCGUGACGACGGAGAAGCGAUGCAGCUGUUGACAGAUUACCUCGGUGGGGUGUUCAACGAUGAAGGACUUGUGUUACCUAAAUUAAUUGACAGUGCGACGCCCAACAGGAGUAUUUCUGUACAAACCUUGAUAUACGAAGCGUACUCGAGGUAUGGUUUUCUCACCAUUGGAGGUAUUGAAAGACUUCGACUGAAGCACAGACUCAGAGUGGUUCAAAGCCUGGAAGAGGGCAUUGAAAAGAGUAUAAUAAGACAUGUCGUCACCGACAAGUAUAUGACAGCGGAAGAACUGCAGGAUUUACUAAGUCUAGUCAGGGAGGAACUGAUGAGUCAACGGAAGUCAGAACCUGAUCGUUAUGACCCCACGCAACAACCUUACGAAGCCUACAAGGUGGACUUUGAACUCUUCCGAAUACUAUUUGGAGGAUUGUCACCAUGGGGGAAAUGUUCCCAAGCUGAGUCUCUGGCAGCAAGAUUAUUUCGCUUGAUGGAUCGUAAUCGAGACGGCUUACUAAACUUCCGAGAAGUGGUUCAGGCCAUUGGAAUGACUGCUACGGCAGACCUCACUCAACGGCUGAAGCUUCUGUACACUUUGCAUCUACCGCCUCUUCUUACUCCAGUCGACUUUGAAUCUCCAACCCAUUCUGAUGGUGCCGAAGUGGCAGCAGAGGCCACCGAUUUCUUCGACAGCAUGGAACAAAGUCUGGGAUCCCUUGAAAUACCAAUCAGCACUGCGGAGGAGCCCACCGCAGGAACUUUAUCGCGUUCGACGAGCCUCAACAGUCAAGCCGGUGAAACAUCUUGGGAAACUCAAAGCAUGGGAAGCCUCCGUUCCAUGUUAGCUUCGAGGGACAGUCCGCUGGAUCUGAAGGUCGUGCCAAAAAUGUCUCAGCGGCAUUUCAUAGCUCUCUGGAAGACCCUCUACGAUAUGUUUCCAGCACAGCCCGAAGAGCAAGAAACUUAUCACUGCAUCGCUUCGAUAGGCACCCUGCUGCUUCAACUGGGCGACGUUGGCAAGAAAUUCUCCGUAGACCGAGAGGAAUCCGAUGACAGCCUGUUGGUUGCAGCAUCGGCAGCUCAGCAAGUUGCUCCUGUCAUCGAAAGGUCUCCUGAUCGCAAUGGCAAUCCUUCCAGUGGCCCUUCAUCGACAGAUCCUGACUGGUCGAUAACUGUCGAACAAUUUCUGGCAUCGGCACUGACUGGCUCCCAGAUAGUUGACUUCUUCAGCAGGCGAGUGGACAUCCGUGAGGCGAUAGCUACCCUUAGGAAUCGGAGGUUUAACCGAGUUCACUCCUUAUCUGACACUCCUGUCAUAAAUGUUUGACAAGGGAGAAUUGACACCUGCGAGACCGCGGUGUGACCAACAAUUAGCAAACGUUAAGAAUUUCCAGUGCAAUGUUGUAACUUAUCGGUCCCUUGGGUAUGUCGACAUCGAUUCGAAUGGACAUCCUUGAUGUUCGCAUGCAUCGAUGACAGAAUUCUUCCUCGUGUAUGGAUACAAUGCCUCGCGGUAAUUGAAUAAUAAUCGCCCUCAAGAUAAGCGAUAUAUACAUAUAGUCCUAAAACAUUUUGCAGAAGCUCGGAACUGAGCGGAUUAAUAAUGAACGGAUUUGUAAUCGUAGGUGUCGUCCAAGCUAAUAGUACUGUUCCUGCUUUAAAGUAUCUGUUAGGUUUUAUGUAUCGAUCGACAGAUUACAGAGGGUCACCGGUAUGAUCAUCUGCGGUUCAUGAUUUACAUGGUAGGGUUCAUUUAGAACGUGUUACAGUGCUACUAGCUUUUGGAACGUGGAAAGCAUACUCGCUUAGAAGGGAAGACCGAUUAAAAUUGGCCUAAUGUGAGUAUAAGCCAGACAUGUUUUUCACAUGUAGUAGAUAUCGAGAUGAAAAUAUAAUUAAAUUAGUUAAUAUGCCACGCUUCCUCUUUGGGCGAUUUUCUCGCCAAUGAAUACUCAGGGUAAUCGAUUUAAUUGCCGAUCUUAUGGGUGAUGUACGACGUGUGAGAUCUAAUUCACACUAAAUGUUUCCCCCCCGAGUCGUGCUGUCCAACCUUUGACUUCUCUACUUUUAAAAUGAAGCAAUUGGACGGUAAUUUAAAAGGGAAGCGCAGGCAUUUCUUAGCGGAUUAGCUUGCUGAGAAUGAGACGAAGACAUAUCUUCUGAAGUACGUGUCAGGAAAAGAAAUUUUAACAGAUGGGUUCAAUCUUUCUUUUAUUUUCCGUCAACGCGCCACUUUUGUAGAUAAGUCUGAUUUUCAGUAGGUCCUAAGUUAAGGCAAAGAUUUGAAAAAGAUGAAUAGGAAGAAAAAAAUCGAAGCAUUUCAACUAACGAUGAAGUGCUUGAAAUAUUAUCGUAGGAUUAUGUUAAGGAUAUUUGUAAUUUCCCCACACAUAUUGCAUAGAGCAAGGUUUACAGAAUUAUGUUCUAAUAUUUGAUGUGGAUUUUUAAGGGUUCGCACUUUUUUGUACAUAACUUCCUAUCGUUAAAAUAAAUUCAAAGUUGAUUUAUUUACUACAUUAACGGCAUAAUUUGUUUCUAUUAUUGUUCAUGAAGGAUUUAACAAUUUAUUUUUCAAAUAAAUAUCGAGAGCACUA